UUCUGAUGCUGCUGGGAGGUGUGUUUGCGGAGAUAGGAAACAGCGCCAGAGUGAGACGUCCGGCCGGUUCUUUUGUGUGUUUUGAAGGACAUUUUGGGCCGCUGAGGUGCUGCGGUGACUCUUUGGAGUGACACUUCAGAGCUCUUGCGCUUUAAACCACCAAUGUUAGCCGCUAGCCUAGCCACCUAGCUUAGCGUCUCGGUGUAUUCCCUAAGCUAGCGGCAUCCUCCAUGCUAGCUAGUCACCUCAUUGGCCUGCCCUCCUCCUCUUCUUCCUCCUCCUCCUCCUCAUCCUCGACAGCCGGUCCUUUGGCGCCAUCACAAUGGCUUUAAAGCGAAUUUCAAAGGAGCUGACGGACCUGUCCAGAGACCCUCCUGCCCAAUGUUCUGCCGGGCCUGUGGACGAAGACAUGUUUCACUGGCAGGCCACCAUAAUGGGACCCCCUGACAGCCCCUACCAAGGUGGUGUCUUCUUCCUCACCAUCCACUUUCCAACAGAUUACCCUUUUAAACCUCCUAAGGUGGCAUUCACAACCAGAAUUUACCACCCCAACAUCAACAGUAACGGCAGCAUCUGUUUGGACAUCCUGAGGUCUCAGUGGUCUCCUGCGCUAACCAUCUCCAAAGUCCUCUUGUCAAUCUGCUCACUCUUGUGCGACCCCAACCCGGACGACCCGCUCGUGCCAGAGAUCGCCCGCAUCUACAAGACGGACCCCGUCAGGUACAACAAGACUGCUCAGGACUGGACUCAGAAAUAUGCCAUGUGAUCCUGCUCAACUCUCACUGGCCAAUCACAGCACUUUGUUCACAUUUUUUUUCCCCCCACUCCUGUCCCAAACCUCAACGUCAUCCAAACGCUGUCACGUGGAGGCGGAGCUACAAAGUGGACAGAAGAGGGAUGCAUGUCAGAGGUUCUGGUCGGCCAUGUUUACUUUUUAGAGAAGCUGAGGUUUUCCUCGCUGUGCUCCUCCCCUUUUUGCACUUGACUUGAUGAUACUUGACAGCAGCUGAUUGGUCCUCUCCCCCCCCCCCCCCCCCCCCAGUAAAGUUGAUUGCACUCAUUUUUGACUAGAUGUUCUAGAAGCUGGAUGAUUGUCAUCAAACAUGACGUAUAAAAACUUUAUUAAUAAAACGUCCAGAUAAAUAGAUGAGAGUCUUUGUGAUCCGUGUCAAAACUUCAUGGAGUUCAGAGAAACAAAUUAAAAAAAAAAAAAAAAAAAAAAACACACACACAAAGAUGAACUGCGUCCAUACGAAAGUCAAAUUUCCUGCUGUUAACGAGACAUUGAACAGCUCGUUAGGCUUCAAGUGGCAGUCAGGAGGGAAGAGGACCACUUUCCAUGUGUUGGCUGUAUUUGAUGUGCUCCUUUCAAGGACACUUCCUGCUUGGGCAAGACUUUUCACACACUUGGCCACGCCUAUGCCGUGGAAAGCUCCACCCCGCUGUCGCACAUUCCGCUGUCCACCCUCGCAUCCAACUUCAAGUCUCGCAACUGAGCGCACACGCCGUCGCCUGCAGAGACAACCCAGUGAGUGACAGCUGUCAUAACGGAAACACAGAGGGCAUCCGCUGAUCGAUGUUGCUCACCUGCUGUCUCGAGGUCAUGGUGACACAGCGCUGCCUCCACGACACUCAGCGCUCUACGCUGGCCGGCUGACCUCAGAGCAGCCGUGAGGUCGCGCACCGUCCCGCCAGACACCUGCAGGGUGGAGGGGUCAGAGGCGAUGUGUGAAUAUUAACACUGAGGUGUGUCACUUCAACAAGAGUAAUCUUUGAUCCUGCAUGAUGAUGUCCAAUGAUAAUUUAACGCUAUUUGUGUUGAUAAUGUUCCAAGACCCACUGCUAACGGCAAAAAAAACAAACAAAAGAAAACACGAAUAAUGGAUAUGCCCAUGGAGAAUGUUCCCACUAAGACAGGGCCAUUCUUGGGAUUUCUUUUUUGGUGGGUUGAAAAAAGUCGCGUUCACACUGCGGGAUGAGUAAAUAGUUGCAUCCAGACGGGACACAUAACUGAGUGAAAACGAAGUAACACACAAGGCACACCUCCGUGUGGCGCUGUGAGCAGGCACGCAGACGGAACCACAUGACACUCCAACCCACAGAAGGAAGAAAGGAUGCACAUAAGUCCGUCGUCUUUCGUUUACGACAGCAAAAUAUCAGGAGAAUGUCGACUGAGGUGAGUCAUGUCCGUCAAAAUAUUCAGAUAUGUUCGGUUGUCAUCAUAGCUGACGGCGACGAGGCGGCGGUGGGUUGGUGACGUCAUCGUUCCCGUACUGCCUGUCUACACGGCAACGACAAGCCAGGGUUUUCAGAUUUUCCCCACUCUUAAAUGGUUUUUGAAAAAUACCGCCGUUCCCACAUGGAUGACAGGCUGAAAAGAUAGAAUACUUGGCCGUUUUGACCUGAAAACGUUUCCAUGUGGAUAGCCUCAAAGCAAAGUGUGGCAGGUGUACCAUUUGCAGCCUGCGGUUUGUUUAAUUGUUUUUUAAAAUAAAAACUAGUAUUUUAAUAGUUUUUAAAUAUCAAAGUGGCCCCC
This is a messenger RNA of Dunckerocampus dactyliophorus (ringed pipefish), 2536 nucleotides long. Its product is annotated as ubiquitin-conjugating enzyme E2 2-like. The record is from RefSeq and is a predicted model, not a curated record. NCBI's taxonomy places the organism in Eukaryota, Metazoa, Chordata, Actinopteri, Syngnathiformes, Syngnathidae. Gene Ontology annotation, cellular component: nucleus. Gene Ontology annotation, molecular function: ubiquitin conjugating enzyme activity. The transcript is spliced from 7 exons. Gene Ontology annotation, biological process: ubiquitin-dependent protein catabolic process; protein polyubiquitination. The coding region runs from base 323 to 766 and encodes 147 amino acids.